Messenger RNA from Striga hermonthica, 1206 nucleotides. The record is from the annotation of a GenBank genome assembly. Lineage: Eukaryota; Viridiplantae; Streptophyta; Magnoliopsida; Lamiales; Orobanchaceae.
AUGAAGGCCCAAAUGCACUCGACCGUGUUCAAAAUCGUUUGCCUUUACUUGGCGAUACAGAUCGAGACAAGUUCAGCUGAACGAUGGAAUUGCCCUUUCGACUAUUUAUACCAUUGGGGUGAUGGGGUCACGGAUAUCGGCAACUCCAUUCACGUGCUCCCAAAGAUCACUAUUCCGGCUGGGCGAAAGCCGUACGGCAUGACUUAUCCCGGCUCUCCUACUGGCCGUUGGUCGGACGGCCUCGUCGAUUUUGACUUCAGUGCUGAGGAUUUUGGGCUGCCAAAUAUUCAACCCUAUCUGAACAUGAGUCAAUCGAAGGCGGCAAGCUAUGACGGGGUGAUAUUCUCUGUGGCAGGAAGCCCGGUUCUCCACCGCAAAUUCUUCGAAUUACGCGACAUUGUUAUUCCACCAUAUGCUGUUCCUCUUAACGAACAAAUGCAUUGGUUUAGAAAACAUCUCAAAUAUGUUUGUCAUUCACCAUCAGAAUGUACGGAAUGGAUGGGAAAAUCUCUGGUUUUGAUGGGCGACAUUGAAGGCAAUGACAUUGGCUACGCGUUGACUCAAGGAAAGACUAUUGCCGAAGUGAGGACUUACGUGCCGGCUAUAGUGAGGGCUCUUAUUAUUCGAGCCAGGGAGACUAUCAUAUUAGGCGCUAAGCGCGUGAUCAUUCCUGGAAACGGACCCCUUGGAUGCUUCCCGUACAUUUUGACCGCGCUAGAAACCGACAAUCCAGACGCGUAUGACGAGUAUGGAUGUUUGAAGACAGUGAACAAAUUCACAGUUUGGAAAAAUAAGCAACUCAAAAAGGCCAUGGUGAAGCUCAAAGAUGAAUAUCCGGACGUGCAUAUACUUUACGGCGACAUGUAUAACGGCCUCCGGCGAUAUAUUAUCAAUUCAUCAGUCAUAGGGCCCGAUCUAGUAAAUCGUGCAUUGAAAACAUGUUGUGGGAUCGGAGGGAAAUAUAACUUCGACCCGAAGAGGUUUUGCAGCCACAAGGGAGUACCCGUUUGCUCCAACCCGGACGAGUACGUAUUUUGGGACGGGAUGCAUUUCACACAAGAGGCUCAAAUGAGGGUCGAAAAGUCGUUGAUCGGGCCAGCUCUUGAGGCGCUCAAUUGCACGCAACAGGACACUACAGAUUCUUAUUACAUGGACAGCUGGGCUACUACUUAUGUACGGGCUUCGCACGAUCUGGCUAGCAUGUGA